ACAAAAUCGAUUCAGACAAAGGUAUUACCAUGACGAAAUACUUGUGUGUAGACAAGUACAACUUAUGCAAGGGACGUUACUCUCUGUGUCUUAUCCUCUUUGCCCACAUGGAAAGAUAGAUUUGUAAUUUGAAUUAUUUCCUUUUUACAUUCUGUGAUGGAAGAUAGUGUUGUUAUGAUGUCAGCCAAAAAGAUCAUAAAGGAAGGGGACCACAUCGUCAUGAAGCGUGAUGACUCUUAUAGAAUCAUGCAGGUUCGUUUAAAUCGUUAUGUCUUCGUUGAUAAGCACAAAUUUAAACUGGAUGGCAUGGUUGGCUGUCCGUAUGGCUCCAGAUUCGAAGUGAAGAAUGACACCAUCGUCCAAGUAGAUCGUCAUUCGUGGAAGGUUAACAUUCCUGAUUGUGGAAAGGGUGUUGACAACCGCAACAUUGUUGGUAAAGACAGUAACCAGCAGUUGUCACACGAAGAAAUAAUGGCCAUGAAAAAAGAUGGUUUGGCUGGUGAAAGCAUCGUUGGACGUCUUAUUGAAAACAGUUCGACAUUUUCUCUGAAAACUGAAUACGCCCAGGACAAAUAUAUUAAGAAAAAGAAACGAAAAUACAUGCUAGUCUUCGUAGUUCUACGACCUACCACAAGAAUACUAAUCGAAAUGUAUUUUGCGAAAAGCCCUGCCAAAAUUUGUCACUUGAGAAUCGAUUCUUUGGCUCAGAUUCUCAUGCUAGGUAAUAUUCGUGCCGAUAUGAACGUUGCUGUGGUAGACACUUGUCUUGGAAUCGUUGUUGGGGCAGUUAUGGAGCGGUUAGGUGGCCGAGGAAAUGUGAUCCAUGUUUAUCAUGGUCAGCAUCCUUCACGUCCUGCUGUUGACUGUUACGAUUUCGAUCAAGACCACAUGGAUACUUUACAUUCGUUCCCCAUGGAGAAAUUAAAUUUACUGAAACACACCGGUAACAUUAUAAUUGAUGAUGAUAGUAAACCUGCUGCCGUUGACGAAAACGAACCAAAAGUGAAAGCGCUCAAACUUGAAACUAGUCCUGACAACGAGGAAAGUAACGAAACUGCAGCUACUAUUGUUAAGUCUGAAGGUACCGAUAAUGAGUUGGAAUCGAACCCAGAACUUUCGCCCGAAGACACAAAUGAUAACAAAAGUGAAAUGAAGAAUGAAGAAUCUGACAAUUGCGAAGAUAAAAGCAAAAACAACGUGGACAGCAGCGUUACUGAUUCUAAAGCGACAUCUUUAGAGGAAAAACAAAAUGAAACUGUGGAUAGUGUGAAACCAGAGAAAAAACGAUAUCGUGGGACAUUUGAAAAUCGUGAAGCAAAACGUGAAAGUUUUGUAAAAAAGUUGGUUACAACACAAAGCCUGAUGGUCAGUAAAGAACUGGAUUGUAUUAUAAUUGCUUCUAAAUUUUAUCCGACCCCUCUAGUAUUAAACUUACUACGGUAUCUUCGACCAUCACGACAAAUCGUCGUGUAUUCCCAAUACAAGGAGAGUUUGUUGGAAUGUUAUGCUCAGUUGCGAGAACUUGGAUGUUUGGUAAAUUUCUUAACAGAAACAUGGUUGCGAGAGUUUCAGGUUUUACCUAUGAGGACCCACCCUCUUGUAAACAUGAGUGGUACUGGUGGUUAUUUAUUAGUAGCUACCACUGUACUCAAAACCUAAGUCCGUCCAUAUACUUCUUGUUUAUCUCACACACACACAUACUUUCUCUCACUCUUUUAUAAUAAUACAUAUUACAAAAAAACACGUGUUUUUCACAUAACUUUCUAUUUUAUUUUUCUAACAAAACAAAACUGUCCAAAAUGGGAUGAAUUACAGCAGAAAUUUAUUCCACCAGUUUUCAGACCACAUUUUUAUUUCAUGUAAUUCUCACCUGUAUAAUUAUUUUUUAUUUAGUAAAAUCUGUUACAAAACAUA
Molecule: messenger RNA, 1914 nt
Organism: Octopus sinensis (East Asian common octopus)
Lineage: Eukaryota; Metazoa; Mollusca; Cephalopoda; Octopoda; Octopodidae
Product: tRNA (adenine(58)-N(1))-methyltransferase non-catalytic subunit TRM6-like
Biological process (GO): tRNA methylation
Cellular component (GO): tRNA (m1A) methyltransferase complex; nucleus
Source: RefSeq, a predicted model, not a curated record